Molecule: messenger RNA, 2569 nt
Organism: Cydia amplana
Lineage: Eukaryota; Metazoa; Arthropoda; Insecta; Lepidoptera; Tortricidae
Product: sodium-dependent neutral amino acid transporter B(0)AT3
Exons: 6
Coding region: 375-2543 (722 amino acids)
Biological process (GO): sodium ion transmembrane transport
Cellular component (GO): plasma membrane
Source: RefSeq, a predicted model, not a curated record
CUCUGCCUUUUGUGUAGAGGCUUUCUGCGCAUGCCCGAUCAAAAUGGCGCCCUCACCCCGCGGCUUUCCCGCCAGUACCGUCCGUGAUACGGCGGGUGCGAUUCGCCCGCACACAUAAAAAAAAAUACCUAAAAAAGUGAUUAAGCAUCGAUCAAACGAUAGUACUCAAAUAAAAAAAAAAUGUACUAUAAAUCUAUAGGGAUGUCGAAACGCCUAAUAAAAACGACGAUGACUAUUACGUGCUAUUUACUGGUCAUCAUUAUGUGCCAUGACGGCGAAAAUGACUCCGUAUAAAUAGCUUAGCAUAGGCUUAUAACGAUGACAAUAAAAUAAUCGACAAUAAUUCUAGAAUAAUAAAAGUGUUAGUUUUAAAAAUGGCGAAUCCGGCUCAUCUGAUGAGACGGCAGAGCUCGAGGGACCUCUACGCCCAGAGGUCUAUAGAUCGCAUGGAAAUGAAAGAGCUGAGGGGUCGGUUGGUGACCAUGGAGAAUGGGUUGACUACUCAUAACAGGCCUAUAAUGUAUGGGGCGACGAAUGAGGCGUUUGAAGAUACGAGUCCUAAUAGACGCUCCGACGAGACUCCUACAAGUAAAGCCAGCUCUGUUGAGCGAGGCGUGAAGCCUGAAGGAGGCCAGGGCGAGAGGGAAUCCUGGGACAGCAAGCUCACCUUCUUACUCGCUACUGUCGGAUACGCUGUCGGUUUAGGAAAUGUGUGGCGCUUCCCUUAUCUAGCUCAGAAGAACGGAGGCGGGGCGUUCCUGAUCCCUUACUUCGUGAUGCUUGCGAUUGAAGGCAUACCUAUCUUCUACUUAGAGCUCGCAAUUGGACAGAGGCUUAGGAAAGGUGCUAUCGGUGUGUGGCAUCAGGUGUCUCCGUAUCUGGGUGGGAUCGGGAUAAGCUCGGCAGUGGUGUCGUUCAACGUGGCCCUGUACUACAACUCUAUAAUCGCGUGGUGCCUGUUCUACUUCGCACAGAGCUUCCAGGCCGAGCUGCCAUGGUCGGAGUGCCCGAAGAAGUUUCUUCCGAACGGGUCUUAUAUCACGGAGCCGGAGUGUGCUGUCAGCAGUCCGACCCAGUACUUCUGGUACAGAACCACCCUCCAAAUCUCCGAGGACAUCAACCACCCCCAGACCUUCAACUACAAGAUAGCCCUCGCUCUCGUCAUAGCCUGGAUACUCGUCUACAUGUGCAUGAUCAAAGGCAUCGCCUCCUCAGGGAAGGUCGUCUACGUCACCGCCACCUUCCCUUACAUAGUCCUAGUUAUAUUCUUUUUCAGAGGCAUCACCCUCAAAGGCAUGAGUGAUGGCCUUAUACAUCUAUUCACUCCGAAAUGGCACACGAUUCUAGACCCAGUUGUCUGGCUGGAAGCAGGCACGCAGAUCUUCUUUUCGCUUGGACUAGCGUUUGGAGGUCUAAUAGCGUUCUCAUCUUACAAUCCCGUGGAUAACAACUGCUACAGAGACGCGAUAAUGGUCUCUAUGACUAAUUGCUUAACGUCGAUGUUCGCUGGGAUCGUGGUGUUUUCUAUAAUCGGGUUUAAGGCCACGAUGGUGUACGAGAAGUGUCUGGACGUGAGGAACGAGACGCUGCUGGAGUUGUUCGGCUCCGGGUACAGAUCCAUGAAGUUCCCGGAGGCGGGGCAGAUGGUGACGGUGGACUUGAACGGGAAUUUGACGAAGCUGGUGAUGCCGCAUCUGCCGGAGUGCGAUCUGCAGAAGGAGCUAGAUAAUACCGCCUCCGGCACCGGCCUGGCCUUCAUCAUCUUCACCGAGGCCAUCAACCAGUUCCCCGGCGCCCAGUUCUGGUCCGUCCUCUUCUUCCUGAUGCUCUUCACGCUCGGCAUCGACUCCCAAUUCGGCACUCUAGAGGGCGUCGUCACCUCCAUCGUGGACAUGAAACUCUUCCCGAACUUGCGGAAGGAGUAUCUGACGGGAGGGAUCUGUUUGAUGUGCUGUUUGCUGUCCAUGGCGUUUGCACAUGGCUCCGGGAGCUAUAUAUUCCUGCUGUUUGAUAUGUAUAGCGGGAAUUUUCCGCUGCUGGUUAUCGCGUUUUUUGAGUGCAUCGGGAUUUCGUACGUGUAUGGAGUAAAGAGGUUCGCUGAUGACAUCGAACUGAUGACGGGCACCCGGCCAGGCAUCUAUUGGCUGAUUUGCUGGAAGUACCUCUCGCCUCUAGCCAUGCUUGCUAUCCUUGUCUCAUCGUUUGUGGAGCUGGCUACUGAGGGAUCUGGGUACGACGCCUGGAUCCCCGAGCUGGGCGGCACGGUGCGCAAGCCGUGGCCGAUUUGGGCCGUGCUAGUGGUCCUGCUGCUGGUGCUGGCUUCCGUGCUGUGGAUCCCCGGCCUGGCGAUUGCUAGAUACUUCAACAUCCCCAUAAUCGAGGAUGAAGAACGAGCUUGGUUUCCAGCCGAAGACCUUCGCGACUUCCACGGCAUCGAGCCUCGCCCCGUCUCCGCCGCGGAGACCCUGCUGUUCUGCACCAGGCCUGAUGGAGGGGAAGGGUGCUGCUGGCCGGGCUGCUGCGAAACGGAUGAUGAUGAGUAGACUUCACAGCUUUACGAGUUUCUUGU